Gavia stellata (red-throated loon) is the source of this 2210-nucleotide messenger RNA. It is a transcript of the gene RNASET2, whose product is annotated as ribonuclease T2. Gene Ontology annotation, biological process: RNA catabolic process. Bases 81 to 836 code for a protein of 251 amino acids. Gene Ontology annotation, cellular component: extracellular region. Gene Ontology annotation, molecular function: RNA binding; ribonuclease T2 activity. NCBI's taxonomy places the organism in Eukaryota, Metazoa, Chordata, Aves, Gaviiformes, Gaviidae. The record is from RefSeq and is a predicted model, not a curated record. The transcript is spliced from 10 exons.
CUGAAGAGAGGCCCGGGCCGCCGGGGAGCUCCUGCAGAGUCAGGGCCGGAGGAGCGGGCGGAAGCUAUUUAAUUAACAAAAUGAAGCCUGCAAAGCUGCACUAUUGGAUUCUGGGUUGGUUUUCUAUGGCAUUAUGUUGUUGGUGUACUUCAGAUAAAUUCACUCAAAGUGACAACCACCCUCAUACCUGGAAAAAGCUGUAUCUUGCUCAUCAUUGGCCAGUGACUGUAUGUAAGAUGAGUGCUAAUGAUUGUCAAGACCCUCCAGAGUACUGGACAAUCCAUGGACUGUGGCCUGACAAAACUGAAGAGUGUAAUAGGACAUGGCAUUUCAAUGUCACCGAGAUUAAGGAUCUUAUGUCAGACAUGAGACACUAUUGGCCUGAUGUGCUUCAUUCGUCUCUGAAUCGCACCCAGUUCUGGAAACAUGAGUGGGAGAAACACGGCACUUGUGCAGCCACGCUUCAGGUCCUUAAUUCUCAGAAGAAAUACUUUGGUAAAGCCCUAGAACUCUACCAGCACGUUGAUCUUAACAGUUGCCUCCUGAAAGCUGGGAUAAAGCCAAGCAGUUCAUAUUACCAGAUGACUGCCAUAAAGGAAGCUCUUACAAGAUUUUAUGGUGUAACACCAAAGAUUCAGUGUCUUCCUCCGGAAGAGGGUGAAAAAGCACAAACAAUUGGUCAGAUUGAAUUCUGCUUCACCAAAGAACUGCAGCUGAGAAACUGCACGGCGCUGGAGGGUGAAUCCGACCCAAUGCAGGCUGACUUGAAGCUUGGAACUGAGGAGUUGUCUGUCUGCAGUGAUACUCUCCCAACCUAUUAUCCUUCACAGGUCUAAGAACACAAAGGAAGCCAUAAGUUUGAAAAACUUUUUAAAAAACAACAAAAACCAAACCCUUAAACAUUAUACCUCGGAAAGCACUCUUGACUUAGCAAUAUUACAAAGCCUGGUCCAUAUCACAGGCAUGCUGUGAAGAUUUCUGCUGGAAAACAUGCUUCUUUUGCCAUUAAAGGAGAAUGGUCCACAUUGUAGUAUCAGUUACACAGGCUUAAGUAUUGAAUUGUGGCUCUGAUAUUGAUGGAAUCAGAAUCUGACUUACAGCUUUGCCUGGACUUUUCAGAUUGUUUAUGGUUUGAAUCAAUGUUUAAAAGAGAACUGUGACUUCUUAGUUUUACUUGCAAUUAAGUCUGCCACUUCAGCCACUUCUGGAUUUUGUCGCGAGUCAGGGAAAUUAAGUCAUUCUUUGUUUUGAAAGGAUACUUCUCCCUCUGAGAUGAGAUGACAAUUUCUUGAGAAGAAAAUACUGUAAACAGAAAGAACUUAGAGACCUGUCUGAAGGUCCUUUUCCAAACAUAAUACCCACUGCCUUGUGUAAGUUUGCUCUCCAGAAGUGCUGAACAGAGGCUGUGUCCUCUGAGGCUUUAAACCUUUCCUCAUUCAGAGAUUGUGGCCGACCGAGUUUGACAACUUUUGCAUAACUUCUUAGUGAAUGAAAUAACGUUCACCAGGUUUUGACACUGCUGUCUAAAGGACCCCAGGAGGACUAUAUAUGUAGCUUUACCUAUUCUUUGAUUGAUUUUGCUACAGUAGCUCCAUACAGUCUUGAAGAACAACCAAUCUUAGAAUUUACUUGCUAGUAUAGGAAAAUGUUAGGCCCUAAAAAUGUUAUUAAUUUUUUGUUGUAUUUGAGCAUUUAGCAUUACCAUACAAGUGUGAGUGCCUGCACUUUUAUUUAAAAACGAGAUUGUCACAUAAUCGCUUUGUUCCAAGGAACAGCUUGUGAAAACAGUAAAUGCUACAGGAUUUUCAGUGAAAAAUACAAAUGUUAGCAAUAGCGUAUCUCUGUCCCAUAAUAAUUAAUAACAUGUCACAAAGUUGGAUGUUUCCAAAGGGGACCAAAUUUGGAUGACAUCUUCUACACAGUGCUGUGUUGAUGUAAGUGUCUACAAUUGUCUUUCAAAGAAAGACAAUUAUGGCUCAAGGAACCAUCUGUUAGAAAAAUAUUACUGUGAAAACAUGAAAUGCAGUAUUAAGAGCAAAUUUGUUAUGUCUUUUGGGGUUUACAAACCAUUCACAUUUACCCUUAUUUUUGACUGUCCCUGUUUUUCUACCACCUUUUAUUUAAGGCUCUGUCAACUUGUCCUUCCAGAAUGCUGUCAGUUUUUUAGUCCUUUCUUUAGAAAUGCAGAUAUUUAUUUAUUUUAACAGAGA